Messenger RNA from Nymphalis io (European peacock), 1140 nucleotides. RefSeq lists its product as uncharacterized. The coding region runs from base 1 to 1140 and encodes 379 amino acids. The record is from RefSeq and is a predicted model, not a curated record. The transcript has 6 exons. Lineage: Eukaryota; Metazoa; Arthropoda; Insecta; Lepidoptera; Nymphalidae.
AUGGCGCUGCUUAAAUACAUUAUUAUCUUAAGCAUUCCAUCAAUUGUUCUUGCUAAUGGCUUGUUAUUGCUGUAUAGGCCAAAGGACAUAACCCACGAAUGCGCUUUUUCGAGACAUCUGCGUUUUGAUAUUUCUUUUGGGAUGGGUAUGUCUGAUACUAUCACAUUGGUGUUUCGCACACUAAACGACAUAGACUAUGAAUGCUUGGUUGAAAUCGUUGCUUCGUCACCGGAAUACCUGCUCGUCGUGGUCAGAUAUCCAACGACAAUCGUAUCAAACUGUGACGUCAAUCGAGACGCUUUAACAAUCCUGAAGAGGUGGCGCUGCACAAGAUUAUGUGAUUUGUUGGACCGUGAAGUUUAUUCGCCGUAUUUCGUCUUCACAGUCAAGCAACGACUCCGUUUCCUAUUCAAAAGCAAUAGUAGCAUCAAUCUCGACCUCAAUGCAAACUUUUACCAAGUAACAAUCACUUCGGCCCGAAUGGCGCCAAUACGUGGCUGUUACAAAAGGAACGAGACAGUGUGUACUGUGGAUCAAAUAAAUUAUUGUUUCACCACCGGCGUGGUCUGCGAUGGCAUCAAAAACUGCGGGGUUGAUGAUUGGUUUGAUGAGCGUAAAUCCAGAUGCACUUUACCAGUGGAAAAAUUAGGUUACGCCCCGGUAAUAGCUGUGGUAGUGGUGUUGUUAUGUGCCUUCGUGGCUGGUAGUCACGCUCUCUUGCGCUGUUUGCCAUCUCAUGCCCAGUCGUUCUUCAUCUUCAACGCUAAUGAGGAUAACAGACUCUGCAUUGACCCUAUUCUGGUACCCCAAGGACAGGCGCCCGAUAUUGAGCCGUUUAAACGGUCUUCAUUGAUUCCGGUUUUUGACAGCUCAUCUUCAGAUAGUGAAACAUUAAAUGAAGAAGUUCAAGUGGUUGAACUGGAUAAUUUACAGAAAGUUGAUGAAGAAAUUGUAAAUGAUCAAGAAAUUGUUCGUGAAUUGGAUGAAACAUCAGAACAUUUACCGGAUAAGCGAAAAUCGAUAAGGAAGAGCACAAUGAAAUCAAUAUCCGAGAAAUUACAGGAUAAAUUCAAAUUGGUGGCGAGGUAUGCGACACUGGGAAGGUCAAGUCGAGAACCAGAAAGAGAUAUGCAAGUGUAG